GAGGUUAGAAGAGAAAGGGUCGUGGCGUAAUCACGUGACUUAUCCCGGAAGAGAGUAGCACCACCAGACAAGCUGCUUUUGACAGCCGCAUCUUUAGCAUAUACAUAUAUUCUGGUGACAAGACAGAUAUGUCUAGAUUUUUUGUGUUGUUUUUUGUAUUUAUCCUGAUUGAUUUUUCCUUUUCAAUCACGUUCUUUUUGCCAUCAAAUCUUCGAAAAUGUUUGCGGGAAGAGAUUCACAAAGACGUGCUCGUCACAGGCGAAUACGAAGUUAGCGAACAACCGACUGCUAAAACCAAUCUGAAGAUUACGGAUUCAUCAGGUCACACAUUAUAUUCCAAGGAGGAUGCUUCGAAAGGGAAGUUUGCCUUUACAACGGAAGACUAUGACAUGUUUGAAGUUUGCUUUGAAAGUAAAUCCCCCAUGGGCACGAGAGCCCCAGACCAGCAGGUUGAUCUCGACAUGAAACAUGGUGUGGAGGCUAAAAACUAUGAGGAGAUUGCUAAAGUGGAGAAGCUGAAGCCGCUGGAGGUGGAGCUAAGACGUCUGGAAGACCUGUCGGAGUCCAUCGUUAAUGACUUUGCCUACAUGAAGAAGCGCGAGGAGGAGAUGAGGGACACGAACGAAUCCACCAACACACGGGUGCUCUACUUCAGCAUCUUCUCCAUGUGCUGCCUGAUUGGCCUGGCCACGUGGCAGGUCUUCUACCUGAGAAGAUUCUUCAAGGCAAAGAAGCUUAUUGAGUAAAAGCCAGACAGUAUAUGAAGCUUGUUCUAAGAUGGAUUCAUUCACAAGAAUUGGAAGUCAACCGUAGAGUUUGUAAAACGUUUAGGUUUGGAGAAUUGUAGUGUCCUCCUUCAAGAUUUUUUUAUGACUGGUUUCGAAUACAAAUGACACUGUUACAAAUUAGGAUAUCGUUUGGCUACUGCUUGAGGUCAAUUCAAUAGUUUAUAAACAUUUAUAAAAUCUUAUGUUGGGUUAAAUAACAAUACAUAUUUAAAUGUCUCCAAUUUACAAAUAGCAGCGAUGUACAAUGACAGCGAUGCCCCGUGGAUGUCAGGAACAUGACAUGUUUUUGAAUAAAAAAACUCCACUUUUC
Molecule: messenger RNA, 1098 nt
Organism: Hypomesus transpacificus
Lineage: Eukaryota; Metazoa; Chordata; Actinopteri; Osmeriformes; Osmeridae
Product: transmembrane emp24 domain-containing protein 10-like
Exons: 5
Coding region: 129-746 (205 amino acids)
Biological process (GO): endoplasmic reticulum to Golgi vesicle-mediated transport; Golgi organization; intracellular protein transport
Cellular component (GO): endoplasmic reticulum-Golgi intermediate compartment; endoplasmic reticulum; COPII-coated ER to Golgi transport vesicle
Source: RefSeq, a predicted model, not a curated record